Pistacia vera is the source of this 2637-nucleotide messenger RNA. RefSeq lists its product as uncharacterized. Gene Ontology annotation, molecular function: nucleic acid binding. Lineage: Eukaryota; Viridiplantae; Streptophyta; Magnoliopsida; Sapindales; Anacardiaceae. The record is from RefSeq and is a predicted model, not a curated record.
AUGUUUCAUAGUUUACAUAUUAAUAUUCCUUUUGUUGAUAUGCUUGAACAGAUGCUGAAGUAUGCGAAAUUUUUGAAGGAGAUCCUCACGCACAAGAGAAAAUUCGAGGAACACAAGAAAGUCAUGCUGACAGAGGAAUGCAGUGAAAGUUUCAAGCCCACUGUCCAACCACAGAGAAGAUUGAAUCCAUCAAUGCAAGAAGUGGUCAAGAAGGAGGUGUUGAAGCUUUUAGAUGCAGGAAUAAUAUACCCAUUCUCGGAUAAUGCAUGGGUGAGUCCAGUCCAAGUGGUACCAAAGAAGGGAGGAAUGACAGUGGUCCAGAAUGACAACAACGAGCUGAUUUCGACACGAACAGUCACGGGAUGGAGAGUAUGUAUCGACUAUGGCAAGCUGAAUUCUGCGACUCGUAAGGACCAUUUUCCAUUGCCAUUCAUCGAUCAAAUGUUAGAAAGGUUAGCGGGCCAUGAGUUCUACUACUUCCUAGAUGGAUAUUUAGGCUACAACCAAAUUGCCAUAGUGCCGGAAGAUCAGGAGAAGACGACUUUCACGUGCCCAUACAGAACAUUCGCCUAUCGAAGAAUGCCUUUUGGCUUGUGCAACGCUCCUACAACUUUUCAACGUUGCAUGAUCUCAAUUUUUUCUGAUAUGGUUGAAAAGUCCAUUGAAGUUUUCAUGGACAAUUUUUCUGUUUUUGGGAAUUCUUUUGAUGAUUGUUUAACUAACUUGUCUAAUGUCUUGCAGAGAUGUGUUGACACUAACUUGGUGCUCAAUUGGGAAAAAUGCCAUUUCAUGGUACGAGAUGGGAUCGUGUUGGGUCAUCGGAUAUCAGCAAAUGGCAUUGAGGUGGAUCAAGCAAAGAUUGAAGUUAUUGAGAAACUACCACCCCCAAAUUCAGUGAAGGCUGUCAGAAGCUUCCUUGGGCAUGCGGGCUUUUAUAGGAGAUUCAUAUAGGAUUUUUCUAAAAUCUCUAAACCUCUUUGUUAUUUAUUAGCUAAGGAUGUUCCUUUUAAAUUCAGUCAAGAGUGUUUAGAUGCAUUUAAGUGCUUAAAAGAAAAAUUAAUUUCCGCUCCUAUUAUUGCUGCGCCCGAUUGGGAACUACCUUUUGAACUCAUGUGUGAUGCGAGCGAUUAUGCUUUAGGGGCUGUUUUAGGGUAGCGAAAAGGUAAGGUCUUGCAUGUGAUUUAUUAUGCCAAUAAGACUUUAACGGGACCACAGCUGAAUUAUGCCACUACUGAGAAAGAAUUUUUAGCAGUAGUAUUUUCUAUUGAUAAGUUUCGUUCUUAUUUGCUAGGUACCAAGGUCAUCGUGUACACAGACCAUGCUGCAUUGAAGUACCUCCUAGCAAAACGGGACUCCAAGCCAAGAUUAUUGUGAUGGGUAUUGCUCCUACAGGAAUUCGACUUGGAAAUCAAGGACAAGAAAGGAAUAGAAAAUCAAGUGGCUGACCAUUUAUCUCGGUUGGAGUCCAAUGAAGAAGUUCAAGAGGAAGAAGAGCCAAUCAACGAAUACUUCCCGGAUGAGCAAUUGUUUGCUAUUCAAGAAGGACCAUGGUUCGCGGACAUUGCUAACUACUUGGCACGAAAGGUUAUGCUUCGAAUGAACUCCCAAAGACGAAAGAAAUUUUUUGCAGAUUUAAAGUAUUACUUCUGGGAGGAUCCAUUUUUAUACAAGCAUUGUGCUGAUCAGAUGAUAAGACGAUGUGUGCCAGAGGAAGAAACCAGCGGACAAGUCAAAGUUUUGAACAGGGAGCUGAAACAAAUCCUGGAAAAGACAGUGAACACCUCUCGAAAAGAUUGGGCAACUAAGCUUGAUGAUGCACUAUGGGCGUAUAGGACGGCAUUCAAAACACUAAUCGGAAUGUCACCCUAUAGGAUGGUUUACGGAAAAGCUUGUCACUUGCCAGUGGAGUUGGAGCAUAGGUCAUAUUGGGCAGUGAAGUUUUUGAAUUUUGAUAUACAAGCUGCUGGAGUGAAACGUUUGCUGCAACUCAAUGAGAUGGAAGAGUUUCGCAAUGAUGCAUACGAGAAUGCUCGGAUUUACAAAGAAAAGACUAAGCAGUGGCAUGACAAACACAUUGUGAACAAGGAAUUCAAGGAGGGCGAUAAGGUGCUGUUGUUCAACUCGAGACUGCGACUUUUUCCAGGAAAAUUGCGCUCAAGAUGGUCUGGCCCAUUCAUCAUUCAUCGCGUGUUUCCGCAUAGGGCGAUAGAGCUUCACCACCCAAUGAAAGGAACAUUCAAAGUCAACGGGCAAAGAUUGAAACCUUAUAUUGAGAAUGGAAAUGCCGACGAGAGGCUGGUGGUGUAUACCCUUUUGGAGUGCCAACUUGCCAAGGUCUUUGAAGAGUUCGUGGCCUCCCCACUUGCAGACCUGAUGACCAGUGUGCUUCAACUACAAAGCCAAUCUCUACUCGCCAUGUACUUGGCUCAACAGAAGAGCCAACUAGAGGCUGUUGGGGGACUCUUCGAGUACAUGUCAAAGAGGAAUGCUGCGUUUCACAUGGUAGACUUCCAGAAGGCUGAGUUGGAGAAAAGAGGAGAAGAGAUCAAGGAGAUCCAAAGGACCGUGGCUAGGCUCACUAAAGAGUACGACCAGAAAGAGCUGGAGCUGCAAGCAAACUUCGAACGGGCCUCGUGA